Messenger RNA from Diatraea saccharalis (sugarcane borer), 894 nucleotides. The record is from the annotation of a GenBank genome assembly. NCBI's taxonomy places the organism in Eukaryota, Metazoa, Arthropoda, Insecta, Lepidoptera, Crambidae.
AUGAAACCAAAGCGAACAGCAAUACACGACGUAUUCAUAGAUAGAACAAAAAUAUGUUUGGUUCAACUACCCACAACUGAAGACUUCCAACGAUGCCGACAAAAGGAUCCAAAACUAAACGACUGUUUAAAAUCAGCAGUACCAGAUGCAUUACGGAAAAUGAAAUUAGGGGUGCCAUCAUUAUCAGUGCCUCCUAUGGAACCCCUGCACGUGUCCACCAUUAACAUCGACUCCGGCGCAGGGCCAGUGGUCAUCACGCAGAACUACAAGAACAUCAAGUUGCACGGUCUUACUGACACAAUACUCACAACUUACAAAGCGGACUUAAGCCAAUACAGGUUACGAACAGAUUCAUUGACGCCCAAGAUGGAGUUUAUCGCCGAUUACGUGAUGAAGGGCAGAAUUCUGGUACUGCCCAUCCAGGGGAAAGGCAUCGCUAACAUCACCAUGUUAAAUUUAGUGGUGAAGCACGAUAUAAUUGGCGAGCCAGUGUCACGUGAUGGCCAGACCUUCAUGCACGUGCGCGAAUACCGCGUGCGUUUCCACCCGCAGCGCGUGCUGCUGCACUUCUCCAACCUCUUCAACGGUGACCGACGCCUCGGCGACCAGAUGAACAUUUUUCUGAACGAGAACUCCGAGCUCGUGUUCAACGAAUUAAAAGAAGCCUACGAAAAGAGUUUAAGUUCUGUGUUCCAAGACGUCUCAAACAAAAUAUUUGAUAAAGUACCUAUGAACAAAAUCUUCCUUGAAGACUAAACAAAAAUGUGAUUUAGAAUAUAGGUAAUAUUUGCUAAAAUUAGCUUUAAGUUCUCUACUAUAAAGGUAACAUAAGCGAAUUGGUUAUUUAUUAAACCUGCUUUAAUUAGACUUAAUAAUAAAUAAACAGUUUUAUAA